This is a messenger RNA of Talaromyces proteolyticus, 1725 nucleotides long. Its product is annotated as ASST-domain-containing protein. The coding region runs from base 1 to 1725 and encodes 574 amino acids. The record is from RefSeq and is a predicted model, not a curated record. The transcript is spliced from 5 exons. NCBI's taxonomy places the organism in Eukaryota, Fungi, Ascomycota, Eurotiomycetes, Eurotiales, Trichocomaceae.
AUGUUGCUGAAAUGGAUCGUUUUAAUGGUCUCUGUUACAUUUGCUCAGCAGGAAGAAUUUCUCGAUGAUGGCAACAAUUUUGCGGGAUUUUAUAUUGACUUCAACCAGAGACCAGAACUUAAAACGCCGAUAUUCAAUGUGACCAUUCAUGAUGCCUCCAGCGUAACACCGGGAUAUUGGUUUGUGGCUCCAUACGCUUCGCUAGGCUUUGGAAAUAGAGUGAAAAGGCUGGAUUAUUGCCAAGUUGGUCCACAGAUAUUUGACAAUAAUGGGGAGCUUGUCUGGAGUGGCGCUUGCGAAUUUGAAAAUCGCAACGUAUUUGAUUUCAAGGUCCUUGAUUAUAACGAUCCUUCGCGAUUAUCGUUCAUCUUUGGAUCGACUUCCCAAGGACAUCUUGAUGCUAAAGGAAAGGGAAUCAUUAUGGAUAACUCGUACACAAUCCAGAACGAAAUUCUGGCGAAAAGAUGGGUUUCCUCUUUCAACAUGCAUGAAUUCAAUGUUAUUGAGGGAGGCAAGUGUGCACUGCUAAUUACCAAUGUACCACAGCUCCACGAUAUAUCCGCGCUGAAGUUGGAGCCGCAGUCUGGAUGGGUUAGUAAUAAUGGAUUUCAAGAUAUCGAUAUUGCCACCGGCAAUGUCAAUUUCGAAUGGAAUACCCUGGACCAUAUUCCAAUUACGGAGAGCACGGUGGCUGUGCGCCAAAUGCCUGGGGAGUAUGCUAUGAGUUGGGAUUAUAUUCAUUUAAAUUCCGUGGACAAAAAUAGUGACGGCGAUUACCUCGUCUCAGCUCGAUACACUAAUACAAUCUACAAAGUAUCGGGCCGAGAUGGCUCAAUUAUUUGGCGUUUGGGAGGUGUAAAAUCUUCCUUCGUUUUAGAGGGAUUCAAUUUCUCGUCUCAGCAUGAUGCCCGAUUCCGACAAGAAAACAGCACCACUACUGUAAUUUCGUUCUUGAAUAAUGCUUCAGAUGGUGAUAACAGCACAUCGUCGUAUUCCUCAGGCUUGCUUGUCGCACUUCAGACUUCGACCACUCCAAUGACCGCCUACGUUAUAAAACGAUGGGACCGACCAGACCGACAACUAUCUCCGUUAAGAGGCAAUGUUCAAGUUCUGCCCAAUGAUAACGUGUUUAUCGGAUGGAGUGUACAAGGAUACCUAAGCGAGUUUGCCCCGGAUGGACGCUGUGUACUGGAGGCAAAGUUCUCAUCGAUCAAAUUUGUUCCUUCAACUUACCGAGCAUACAAGUACAACUUCACAGGCAUUCCUACUGAGCUUCCCGUUUCAAAAGCUUUUGUCUAUGGGACGACUGCUGACACUGUUACGAGUGUCUUCUAUGUCAGCUGGAAUGGUGCCACUGAGGUUGCAUAUUGGAACUUUUACGGGAACAACACCUCUUCACCGGACUUCUCACUUGUGGGAACUGCAAAGAAAUCUGGGUUUGAGACUAGUCAUAUGGGUUCUGGAUUUUCACAAUUCAUUUAUGCAGAAGCAUUGAAUAGUACUGGACAUGUACUAGGUAGAUCUUUGGCGGUGCCAACAAUUGUUCCACCCUCCUGGAGGUCUCUGUCUUGUCAAGAUGGGGAUUGUCAUAUUGAUACAACUGCUGCUCGCUGGAAAAUGAAAAUUUCGGGUUGGCACGAGAAAAUCUAUGUUCAUGAUGGCCUUGCGUCUUAUAUACUACUUCGGUGUUUAGAGUAUAUGUAUUCAAUCCUAGCAGAAAAUUAG